AUGCUUAGUAGAGCAAUAAAUAGAGUAAUUUCAUCUAUAAAGCCAUCUUCUAUCACCAGAAUGUCUUCCGCUACCGCUCCCGCUGCUCCUGUUGCUGCUGCCAAGGCUCCAAAGGCUUCGAAGAAAAGUAAACUGCAAGUAUCUUUGAAGACCCCUAAGGGUACCAAGGAUUGGGCCGAUACUGAUAUGAUCAUCAGGGAAGCCAUCUUCAGCACUUUGUCCAGUUUAUUUAAGAAGCAUGGUGGUGUCACCAUCGACACACCUGUCUUUGAACUAAGAGAAAUUUUGGCAGGUAAGUAUGGUGAGGAUUCUAAGCUGAUUUAUAACUUGGAGGAUCAAGGUGGUGAACUGUGUUCUCUACGUUACGAUCUGACUGUUCCAUUUGCUAGAUACGCUGCAAUGAACAAUAUCCAAAAUAUUAAGAGAUAUCAUAUCGCAAAAGUCUACAGAAGGGAUCAACCAGCCAUGACCAAGGGUCGUAUGAGAGAAUUUUACCAAUGCGAUUUUGAUGUUGCAGGUAACUUCGAAUCAAUGGUUCCCGACUCUGAAUGUCUAUCCGUCUUAGUGGAAGGGUUAACCAGUCUGGGAAUCAGAGAUUUCAAGAUCAAAUUAAACCAUAGGAAGAUUCUUGAUGGUAUUUUUCAAAUCUGCGGUGUUAAGGAUGAAGAUGUGAGGAAGAUUUCCUCUGCUGUCGACAAAUUAGACAAAUCUCCAUGGGAGGCUGUCAAAAAGGAAAUGACCGAAGAAAAGGGUCAAUCUGAAGAAACUGCAGACAAAAUUGGUGGAUACGUCAAAUUAAACGGUUCGUUGAAGGAAAUUCACACCAUUCUAUCGCAAGACGCCAACAUUAUUUCAAACGAAAAGGCCAAACAAGGUUUGGAUGAUAUUGCUACCCUAAUGAAGUAUGCCGAAGCCUUCAACAUUGAUUCAUUCAUCUCUUUUGAUCUUUCCCUUGCAAGGGGCCUGGACUACUACACGGGUUUAAUUUACGAAGCUGUUACUUCUGCUUCCGCCCCACCAAAAAAUGCUUCAGAGCUGAAGAAGAAAGCUAAAUCCGUUGAGGAUGCCUCAGAAUUUGUUGGUGUUGGUUCCAUUGCUGCUGGUGGCCGUUAUGAUAAUUUGAUUAAUAUGUUUUCCGAAGCCUCCGGUAAGAAAUCUAUUCAAAUCCCAUGCGUUGGUAUUUCCUUUGGUGUUGAAAGGAUAUUCUCUUUAAUCAAACAGAGAAUGAACUCCUCUACAGUCAUAAAGCCAACCGCCACUCAAGUGUUUGUUAUGGCUUUUGGAGGUGGCAAAGACUGGACAGGCUAUUUGCCCGAAAGAAUGAAGGUCACUAAACAAUUGUGGGAUGCCGGUAUCGAAGCUGAAUACGUUUAUAAGGCUAAGGCUAACCCUAGAAAGCAAUUUGAUGCCGCUGAAAAAGCUGGCUGUCACAUUGCUGUGAUCCUCGGUAAGGAGGAAUACUUAGACGGUAAGCUACGUGUUAAAAGAUUAGGCCAAGAAUUUGCCGAUGAUGAUGGUGAAUUAGUUAGUGCUGCUGACAUUGUUACCAUUGUUCAAGAAAAAUUAUCUGACAUUCAUGAAGAUGGUCUUAAUGAAGUUACUCGUUUAAUUAGAGGAUUAUAA
Molecule: messenger RNA, 1623 nt
Organism: Saccharomyces kudriavzevii IFO 1802
Lineage: Eukaryota; Fungi; Ascomycota; Saccharomycetes; Saccharomycetales; Saccharomycetaceae
Gene: HTS1
Product: histidine--tRNA ligase
Exons: 1
Coding region: 1-1623 (540 amino acids)
Biological process (GO): mitochondrial translation
Cellular component (GO): cytoplasm; mitochondrion
Source: RefSeq, a predicted model, not a curated record